CGUCGAAGCCAUUGCAAUUCGCUCUGCCUCGAUUCAUGCGGUUCGUUCGGCUUGUGACUGACUCUCUCCAAUCUUGGCAUUAAUAGCAAACUGUUUGUUCCUCCGCAACGUUUGAGUCUCAAUUUCAAUCCGUUCUUACAACCUAACCGACUACUACCAUCAUCAUGGCGAAAAAGGCUAUCUGCGUAUUGGUGGGCGAGGCCAAGGGAACCCUUACAUUCACUCAAGAGGGUAAUGGUCCGGUGAGCAUUACGGGCGAGGUGUCCGGUUUGAAGCCCGGUUCUCACGGUUUUCAUGUCCACGAAUUCGGGGAUACCACCAACGGAUGUGUGUCCGCUGGUCCGCAUUUCAACUUGGACGGUUGCGAGCACGGUGCUCCGGCUAACAACAAGGGCAGUCGUCACACAGGCGAUUUGGGCAAUGUGGAGGCCAAUGCCGAGGGCGUGGCCACCAUCGACUUGAAAGAUACCUUCAUCUCCCUACAAGGCAUGAAUAGCAUUGUUGGACGAUCCUUGGUCGUCCAUGCCGAUCCCGAUGAUUUGGGACAAGGGGGACAUGAGUUGAGCAAGUCCACGGGCAAUGCUGGAGCCCGACAAGCUUGUGGUAUCAUUGGAUUUGCUAAGGUUUAAGGGUCAACCCGCAUUUGAAUGUUUGGGCCAUGCAAAUUGAAAUAAAAUAUUGAUGGACGUUUUAAAUUCUCAAAGAAAACUGA
Messenger RNA from Tigriopus californicus, 712 nucleotides. It is a transcript of the gene Sod1, whose product is annotated as superoxide dismutase [Cu-Zn]-like. Bases 165 to 629 code for a protein of 154 amino acids. The transcript has 2 exons. The record is from RefSeq and is a predicted model, not a curated record. Gene Ontology annotation, biological process: removal of superoxide radicals. Gene Ontology annotation, molecular function: copper ion binding; superoxide dismutase activity. NCBI's taxonomy places the organism in Eukaryota, Metazoa, Arthropoda, Copepoda, Harpacticoida, Harpacticidae.